CCACGCCCAAGUCUUCCGUGUUAGCGAGGAGAGGAAGAAGAAGGACGAGGAAGAAGGACGAGGCGGAGCAGCAGCAGCAGUGGUGUUGUGUGCUUUCUAUUUGGGCAAUUAGCGAUUUUGGGGAAGUGUUCAGCUGAGUUCGGGAUGGGAAAUUGCUUGGGUUCUCCAUCUAAUGAGUAUAUUCAUUCUGGCAACGCCAGGACUUCCACAUCAGGGACAUCAAAUUACCACGGCAACAGCGCGGGAUUCUCUGCAACAAGCAGCAGCGGUGGAAAUGGCAAGUUCUCGGAGGCGGCGAGCGCGAGCGCGAGCCUGGACGGGGCAGAUCUGAAUGGGGAGAUUCUGGAGACGCCCGACUUGAAGGUCUUCAGCUUUUCUGACCUGAAAAGUGCUACUAGGAACUUCAAGUCUGAUAAUUUAUUGGGUGAGGGAGGUUUUGGUAAGGUCUUCAAGGGCUGGGUUGAUGAGAAGACACUUGCACCUUCCAAAAUGGGGAGUGGAAUGAUUGUUGCCAUCAAGAAACUGAACCCAGAGAGUGUCCAAGGUUUCGAUGAGUGGCAGUCGGAGGUGAACUUUCUUGGAAGGCUUUCGCAUCCCAAUCUAGUCAAAUUAUUGGGAUACUGUUGGGAGGAGAAGGAGCUGCUCCUUGUCUACGAAUUUAUUCAGAAGGGCAGUUUGGAAAAUCAUCUCUUUAGAAGGAGUCCUGGUAUUGAACCCCUAUCUUGGGAUAGACGAAUCAAAAUAGCUAUCGGAGCAGCUCGUGGCCUGUGUUUCCUGCAUACUUCAGAGAAAAAAAUCAUUUACAGGGAUUUUAAGGCCUCAAACAUACUGCUCGAUUCGCACUAUAAUGCGAAAAUAGCUGAUUUUGGCUUGGCAAAGUUAGGACCUUCUGGAGGCGACUCGCAUGUGACGACCAGAAUUAUGGGCACAUACGGUUAUGCUGCACCGGAGUAUGUAGCAACAGGCCAUUUGUAUGUGAAGAGCGAUGUGUACGGCUUCGGUGUGGUCCUACUAGAAUUGCUGACCGGUUUGCGGGCACUCGACACGAAGCGUCCUAGUGGGCAGCAAAGUUUGGCGGAUUGGACCAAGCCAAUUCUAUCUCAAAGAGGAAAGCUGAAGAAUAUUAUAGAUUCCCGGAUGGAGGGCCAGUAUUCCUUUAAGGCAGUGUUACAAACCGCACAUCUCACUCUGAAAUGCCUAGCUACGGAACCCAGACAUCGGCCCUCCAUGACAGAGGUGGUGGAGACUUUGGAACGGAUUGAAUUGAUCAAGGAUAAAUCAAAGCAAUCCACAAUUGGUUCUCAUUCCUUGGCUAAUCGUGUGUAAGUCAUCAAUCGAUGGAUCGUCGCUCACCUCUUCAUCCAAGACAUCAUGGAACUGUAUUGUGAGCUUGGAACUUGUCACUACGUAGAAAGAACAUAGCAAUGGAUGAUUCAACAACGUUAGCAUCCAUCCAAAUACCACAUUCUUUGGUUGUUGUACGAUAGUCAGAUUCUUUCUAAUGAUCUCCUUAGGUUUACAACCUUUUCUUUUAGUCACAACAUUUGCCUUAAAAUAAGGGUGGAAUGAUUAGAAUGUACAAGCAUUUUCUUCUUUU
Syzygium oleosum is the source of this 1597-nucleotide messenger RNA. RefSeq names its product probable serine/threonine-protein kinase PIX13. Gene Ontology annotation, biological process: protein phosphorylation. Bases 145 to 1326 code for a protein of 393 amino acids. Lineage: Eukaryota; Viridiplantae; Streptophyta; Magnoliopsida; Myrtales; Myrtaceae. The record is from RefSeq and is a predicted model, not a curated record. Gene Ontology annotation, molecular function: ATP binding; protein kinase activity. The transcript is spliced from 6 exons.